AUGGCGUCUGGUGGAGGAGAGCAGUUUCCGCCGCAGAGGCAGGAGAGGCAGCCGGGGAAAGAGCACGAGAUGGAACCCACUCCCCAGUUCACCAGCCAUGACUACAAGCCCUCUGGCAAGCUCCAGGGGAAAGUCGCACUUGUUACCGGAGGAGACUCUGGUAUCGGGAGAGCGGUCUGCCAUUGCUAUGUGCAAGAGGGUGCGACGGUGGCAUUCACCUUCGUCAAGGACCGAGAGCACAAGGAUGCGAACGACCUGCUCCAAAUUUUGAUGCAAGCAAAGGCGUCUAAUGUGAAGGAUCCAAUAGCCAUAGCCGUGCCCGAUCUUGGGUACGAUGAGACUUGCAAGAAAGUGGUUGAUGAAGUGGUCAACUCAUUCGGUCGGAUCGAUAUACUUGUGAACAAUGCUGCAGAGCAAUAUAAGUGCAGCACCAUUGAAGAGAUUGAUGAGGCAAGACUUGAGAGAGUCUUCAGGACUAACAUAUUUGCCCAGUUCUUCAUUACCAGGCACGCUCUGAAGCACAUGAAGGAAGGUAGCGCCAUCAUCAACACGACAUCAAUAGUCGCUUACAAAGGAAAUCCCGAGCUGCUCGACUACACGGCAACAAAAGGAGCGAUCGUAGCCUUCACCAGAGGACUUGCACUCCAGCUAGUGAGCAAGGGCAUACGAGUCAAUGGAGUCGCACCAGGGCCCAUCUGGACCCGGUUGAUCCCGGCCUCGUUCAGCGAGGAAGAGGUCAAGAAGUUUGGGUCGGAGGUGCCAAUGAAGCGGGCCGGGCAGCCCAUCGAGGUGGCGCCGUGCUAUGUGUUCCUUGCGUGCAACCAUUGCUCCUCCUACAUUACUGGCCAGGUCCUUCAUCCCAACGGUGGGGCAAUAGUGAAUGGUUAA
Messenger RNA from Eucalyptus grandis, 888 nucleotides. Its product is annotated as NADPH-dependent aldehyde reductase 1, chloroplastic. The record is from RefSeq and is a predicted model, not a curated record. Gene Ontology annotation, molecular function: oxidoreductase activity. NCBI's taxonomy places the organism in Eukaryota, Viridiplantae, Streptophyta, Magnoliopsida, Myrtales, Myrtaceae. The transcript has 4 exons. The coding region runs from base 1 to 888 and encodes 295 amino acids.